Molecule: messenger RNA, 1500 nt
Organism: Anneissia japonica
Lineage: Eukaryota; Metazoa; Echinodermata; Crinoidea; Comatulida; Comatulidae
Product: mitogen-activated protein kinase kinase kinase dlk-1-like
Exons: 4
Coding region: 145-1368 (407 amino acids)
Biological process (GO): protein phosphorylation; signal transduction
Molecular function (GO): protein kinase activity; protein binding; ATP binding
Source: RefSeq, a predicted model, not a curated record
UAUCAUCAUGGAAGAUCUACUACCCUAGGCCUAGAGGGCGGAAUUCAUUUGAAGGGAGGAAGUUUCUGAAUGAAUGAGAGAGAGAUAGCGGCGCGGCGAAAUCCGUGUUUUUAAUCGUUUGUAAAAUAUACAGUGUGAAUUAAAAUGGCAACUGAUGAAGUGGAUAAUUUUCCAGGGCUGUUAGAAAUACCAAAAGAUGAAAUCGAGUUUGGAAAACGUAUUGGUCGUGGCGGAACAAGUAGCGUGUUUAAAGGUGUAUGGAAAACUAAGGAAGAUUUUCCAGUUGCAAUUAAACAUCUAAAUCGUGUUCAAGAAAUUGAGUUAGUUACAUUAAGAAUAAUUAAAGACGAUGAAGGAAAAAACCACAUUGGUCGAAAUUUUAUUACAGAGGUGCUAGGGGUCAUCACAAAGGACCCAUGGUAUUGUAUCAUUAUGGAAUAUGCUGCUAAGGGCUCGUUACUCGAUUAUUUAAGCCAGAAAAGAAAAAAAGAGCAAAGCUUAGACAAAGAUGUGUUCUUUACAUGGACCCGACAAGGUGCUCAUGCCAUAGCAUACCUGCAUGAACAUAAUAUAAUUCACCGAGAUAUUAAAUCGCCAAAUUUCCUAAUCACGGAUAGAAACAAUUUAAAAUUGUGUGACUUUGGAAUUUCGCGCAUCACCGAUGGAACAGUUAGCACAAUCAUGGCCGGAUCGUUAGCAUGGAUGGCCCCGGAAAAUCAUGAGUUUUUUAAAGAACGCUCAAAUCAUAUCAAAGUUUCACCGCGAUCGGAUAUUUACUCGUAUGGUGUUGUGAUUUGGGAAAUGUGGACGUGUAAGAAGCCGCAAGAUACGACGAUGGAGAAUGCUUGUUACCCACUAGAUGACAGGACGCCAACUGAGCUAAAGAAAUUGCUUCACCAAUGCUGGGAAAACGACAGAAUGAAAAGACCAAGUUUACAAGAUAUCUUGAAUCACAUGGAGAGCUUGUCUGUCACUUUGGGUGUUGAGGUUAAAGACUUUAUUCAGAUGCCAGAUGACAGGCCUUUACCAGGUGGUGGAGGAGAUAAUGCUGUACUUGAAGAACAGACAGUACCACAGGCAAAAAAUCCCAACAAAACGUUCACAGAACAGCACUUGAACAAGCUGUCGAAGCACCUGGGAUCGGAAUGGGAGAGCCUCGCUCGAAUCCUGGGAGUCACCGAAGCAGAGAUCUUUCAGGCUAAGCAUGAGAAUGUUUUCUCAGUACGCAACCAGAUCUUUGGAGCAUUUAACAAGUGGCGGAAACGCAAGUCAUCUUCAUCUGAUUUUGUUAGAAUCAGCAAUGUAAUCGAAGCUUGCCAGGAAGAACAAGUGGAUCUGUCUGUUUACCAGUUUCUUCUAGAUGUAUAAAUGUUUUAAUGUUGUUCUCUAUUAUUGUACCUGCUUGAUUACUGUACAUACAGUAAAGUAGUGCCUCUCUGGAUCAGUGGCGUAUCUAGGAGUAUUGAAAUGGGUGUGGGGGAAAAAGGUGGGGGUGUGGGA